AUGGAGCGAGAGGACGUGUGCGAAAGUGUGGAGCUCGAGGAGUGCUAUGACUCAGCAUCAACGGCAGGGCCGUCGACGCCGGUGCAAGAAGAGGGGGACGAGAAGAAAAGGAAGAAGGGUUUGCUCUCGUUCCUGACCAGGGAGAAGAAGCCAAAGGAGGCCGACAGCAGCGGUGGCAAGGAGCCGCAGGGCAGCGACUCGGCAGCGGCGGGCAACGUGCUCGUAUCGCCCUUCUCCGUGGGGACCGCACUGAGCCUGGCCCUGCUUGGCGCUCGCGGCGAAACGGCCGCCCAGCUACGCGCCCUUCUCUCUUCAUCUUCUUCCUCUUCCGCUUCCUCUUCCUCCGAGGAUGAGCAUGCCAUCACCCUCCACGUCGCCCGUCAGUGGGGCGCCCUCUCCAACACCGUGCGUAAAAUGAGUGGUGUGGAGUGGGCGGCGAGCAACGGGGUGUGGGUGGGCGACGACUGCCCGGUGGCGCCCGAGUUCGCAGCGCAGGCGGGCGAAGCGCACGCCGCGGGCAUCGUGGGCGACAUGCCCUUCUCCACCGACCCGGAACGGGCUCGUGCCACCAUCAACGACGCCGUGGCCAACCAGACCCGGGGCCACAUCACUGACCUCUUGCCUCCUCGGUCGAUCACGAGCGGUACGCGAAUGGUGCUGACCAACGCGGUGCAUUUCAAGGGCCAGUGGGAGAAGACCUUUGGGAAGCACCUGACCAAGACGGAGGCCUUCCACCUCCUCGGCGGCAACGCGCAGAAGCCGGUGGAGAUGAUGCACCACCCGUCGCUCAAGAUGCGACACCGAAGCUUCGAGCACCACGCCGUCAUCGAGCUGCCCUACAAGGGCAACGACGUCACCAUGCUCAUCCUCCUGCCGCACACCAACACCUCAGCCAGCCUCAACAACGCGCAUGCGGACCUGCUGCUGGAGCCGGUCUCCCUCAAGCUGCCGCGCUUCCGGGUGCGCUACGCAAUCGAGCUAAGCCACGCCAUCCGCGACAUCGGCGCCCCCGUGCCCUUCAUCGACGAGCUGGCCGACUUCACCGGCCUCACCAGCUCCGGCGAAAAGCUGGUGGUGUCGGCGGUGUACCAUCAAACGUACAUGAACGUGGACGAGGAAGGCACGGAGGCGGCGGCUGCGACGGCGGUGGUGAUGAGCCGCGGCGGCGGCUAG
Acanthamoeba castellanii str. Neff is the source of this 1173-nucleotide messenger RNA. RefSeq names its product serpin (serine proteinase inhibitor) superfamily protein. Gene Ontology annotation, molecular function: serine-type endopeptidase inhibitor activity. The record is from RefSeq and is a predicted model, not a curated record. Bases 1 to 1173 code for a protein of 390 amino acids. The transcript is spliced from 6 exons. NCBI's taxonomy places the organism in Eukaryota, Discosea, Longamoebia, Acanthamoebidae.